Messenger RNA from Lineus longissimus, 2873 nucleotides. RefSeq lists its product as uncharacterized. The record is from RefSeq and is a predicted model, not a curated record. Lineage: Eukaryota; Metazoa; Nemertea; Pilidiophora; Heteronemertea; Lineidae. The transcript has 11 exons. The coding region runs from base 300 to 2204 and encodes 634 amino acids.
UAGCACUCUGAUAUUUGAUGAUCACGCAGAAAACGCACUAUUUCAACAGAUUUUUGUCUUCUUUCUUCAAGUGAUUUUAUUAAAAGGUGUUGAUUAAGGUCCUUCUUCUCUUUCUAUGCUCUGCAGUAACUACAAGGACGAGGACCGCACCAACGACAACAACAACAACUACUACCACGGUUGCCACGACUACAACCGCACCCCGGAUCUUUACCCACAGGGCGGCAGUCAAUGAAGGCUACACCCGUUCGCCGACCCCAUGUCGGUCCAAGGACUGGGCCUACAGCAACCAGACUGGGAUGUGCUAUAUGUUCUUCAUCGACAAAGUCAGCCAGGCAGAGGCUAUAGACGCCUGCAAGAGCAAGGACAACUCUGAUCUCCUCUCAAUACAGAAUCAAGACGAACAAGACUUUAUAGAUAAAGCACUCAGCUAUGAUUAUUUGGACCAUUGGACGCUGGGGAAGAAAGCUGCAUAUCAUGAUGUCAAUCGCGCCUUGAAGAAACCAGCCUGGCAAUCCAGCACCUCUCCGAAAAUCGGCCUUGCAGUGAACGCAGUUGACGGGAACUUCGAGGAUACGUUUGAGUACAAUUCUUGCACACACACCAUGCUCGAGGCGAAUGCUUGGUGGGCUGUUGACCUUGCAAAUGCCUACUCGGUGACGGGGAUCAACUUGCAGAAUCGUGGUGACUGCUGCGCUGAGCGUCUGUCUAAUUUUGAUGUUGUCGUGUCAAACACCAAACCACCGACAUCCGGGGCUCUGCCAAACCUGGCGAAGCUAGUAUCGGAGGGACUGUGUAUGACCCAGCUUGAUCCCCUGCCAAGGGGCAAGACAUCAUUGAAGUGCAUCACUCCGAAAGAUGGUAGCUACGUCUAUGUCAUCUUGAAGGGAAGAGGUACACUUACAAUAUGUGAAGCUGAGGUAUUCGGAGUCCGAGUGGACUUCACAUACGCUGGGGAAGAGAUUAAGUAUGGUAACUGGCUGCCGAAUGAGUUGCUCACUGAGACAGCUCACGGCGAGGAGGCCUGCAUCAGUCUCGUCAAGGACAUCUUCAUCAAGGGAUUCCUCCUGAUGAAAUGGAAAUGGAACACUAAACCUUGCACGGAGAAAAAAAGCUUUGUGUGUCAGCAUGUGGCCAAGCGCUGCCCAGCCCUGCCGACAGCUCAGUUCGUUGAGCCUCAUCCAGCCAAGCCUUACAUCGAACUCACCAUUAACUUCAAGUGUGCGCUAGGUUACGAGAUGCCCAACUACAGGCUGCGUUACAAGAAAUGGAAGGCAAAGAAACCACCAUCGAAUGAAACAACUUUGACCAAGGCCUGGCAGGCGGUGAGGCCAAAUAUAACGAAGAAGCCUUCAAUGAGAUAUACCUGUGAAUAUCCUGGUAAAUGGAGCAAGGGGUCUCUCGCUCCUUGUGAAGCUAAACGUUGCCCUAGUCUGCCAGAAGUCAAGCACGCUGUAACGAAUUCUAGUGCAUACGUCUAUCCGGCAUGGGUCGGAUAUCAAUGUGAACAUGGCUAUCACUAUGCCUAUGAUAAUACAAGUUCCAAGGUGAGCUGGUGCAGCCCGGAUAUGGAAUGGAUCGAUGUACCCGAUGAUUGUGAACCUGUUGAAUGCGAACUCUUCCCAAGAGUUGGUAACGCAACUCUAAACUCUGCCAAAAAUCGCUACAAGGAGACCGUGAUAUGGACCUGCAACCAGGGUUUCAUGUUCCCGGACAGGGCAGUCAGUAAAUGGAUAUCCUGCAGAGAGAACUUCGUCAACUGGCAGAUUGGAAGAUGGAAUAUUAGCAAGCUGGAUGACUGCAUCCCACUGGUAUGUCCAGACCCGCCACAACCAAUGAACACAAACAUGAGCUCCUAUGGGACAGCCUACAAGACAGUGAUAUUGUAUUCCUGCGUCAGUGAGGAGUUCGAGUUCCCAGCAGGGGAUGCAGAGAUGCAGACAGAGUGUGUUGAUGGGGCGCAGUGGCGACCGACGCCGUCCCCUUGUCGGGAAAAACCGAAGAAAUUGAAGUUGAAGGGGAAAUUUUAUGUACCGCCGCCCAAAGAGUCUCCAUCCGCGGAAGCUGUUGGAACACUUGCAAUGAUAAUCAUGAUUAUCCUCGUGAUAAUCAUGGUCUUGAUGGACCUCAACUCCAUGUUGCAAGGAUUUAGGUUGCUGCGAUUCAACCUGAAGUCGAGGUUCUGUCAUAAGAAGCAGCACUAGUGUAUCUUCAUAAAGAAGUUGGUACAUAGUCCCUGCGACUCUUUAGCACCUUGCGGAUGGUGGUCAAGGUAUAACAUGGUCAGGGGAACUCUUCAGCACUUUGCGGACGAUGGUCGAGUCGGAACAUGGUCCCGGCCGCUCUCCAGCACCUUUUGCCGAUGGUGGUCAAGGUGGCACAUGGAUAGAGCAACCCUUCCGCACCGUGCGGAUGGUGAUCAAGGCGGAACGUGGUCCCGGUAACUCUUCAGCACCUUGCGGACGGCGGUCAAGGCGGAACAUGGUCCGGUAACUCUUCAGCACCUUGCGGACGGCGGUCAAGGCGGAACGUGGUCCUGGUAACUCUUCAGCACCUUGUGGACGGCGGUCAAGGCGGAACGUGGUCCCGGUAACUCUUCAGCACCUUGUGGACGGCGGUCAAGGCGGAGCGUGGUCCCAGUAACUCUUCAGCACCUUGCAGACGGCGGUCAAUUCGGAAGUUGGUCCCGGCAACUCUUCAGCACCUUGUGGGUGGUGGUCGAAGUUGGAGCAUGGUCUUGGUAACUCUUCAGCUCCUUGAUAAAGUAAAACAUAUUUACGAAUUGCCUUCCAAACCCUUUGAAGACAGCAUGUCCGCAAAAGAUGAUGCAACGUCCAAUUCGAUUAGUCAAUUACUUCAAAGACAUUUUUAAC